Saccharomyces eubayanus is the source of this 1995-nucleotide messenger RNA. It is a transcript of the gene RGD1, whose product is annotated as GTPase-activating protein RGD1. The transcript has a single exon. The record is from RefSeq and is a predicted model, not a curated record. Bases 1 to 1995 code for a protein of 664 amino acids. NCBI's taxonomy places the organism in Eukaryota, Fungi, Ascomycota, Saccharomycetes, Saccharomycetales, Saccharomycetaceae. Gene Ontology annotation, biological process: regulation of GTPase activity; signal transduction. Gene Ontology annotation, cellular component: cytoplasm.
AUGGAGGAAACUGCAAGGAGAUCAGUCGACACUUCCGGAAGUGCGAAAGUUUCGCAAGACAAUGGUGCUGUUGAUUCGGUGCGCCUGUUCGAUACGCCAGAAAUCAACAAGGUCCUAAAUUCCGAUGUGGCAAUUAACGCUUUGUUGAGCCGUUUGAAGCAAUCGCUGUUGACCUGCGAAGAGUUUAUGAAGUACAUUAGAAAAAAGUACGUCUUCGAAGAAGAACACGUCCAGGAGCUAUCCAAACAAUACAAGCAUUUCUUCAACGUUGAUGGCUCUACGAAAUCGUCCUUAAAAAAGAUGAUCCAUGAAGUAUUGGAGUUUGACGGAAAGAUGGCCCAAGUAAAGCAAAGUUAUAUAACUGCACUACAAAAGAUGUAUUCGGAGAUAAGUAGUCUUUUGCUAACGAUGACCAAACUGAGAAAAUCUGUCAAGGAAACAAGUAAAAGAUUGGAAAAGGACGUUUCUGACGCUAUACAUAGUGCAGAAAAGGCUCAAUCUCGUUACAAUUCAUUGUGCCAAGAUUGGGACAAACUUAGAAUGACCGAUCCAUCAAAGACAAAACUGACCUUAAGAGGAUCCAAGACUACUAGAGAGCAAGAAGAAGAAUUGCUAAGGAAAAUUGAUAAUGCCGAUCUUGAGUACAAGCAAAGAGUAGACCAUUCAGACUCUUUAAGAAAUACAUUCAUAACGAAAGAAAGACCAAGGAUUGUUCAGGAGUUAAAAGAUUUGAUUUUGGAAAUGGACACAGCAAUGACCAUUCAAUUACAGAAAUACACGAUAUGGACGGAAAACCUGGUUCUAAAUACAGGUGUAACAAUAUGCCCCUUAGACUCCAUCAAAUCCAUGAAGUCCCUUGCCGGAUCCAUUUCCAAUGAACGUGAUCUUUACAGCUUUUUGAACAAGUAUAACCAAACCGGGAAGCAUUCACUUCUAAUCAACAAGAACCUUAUCCCUGUAUCAUACAAAAAGCAUCCAUCCAUGAACCAAGGCCAAAAAAACAAAACCCUUCCAAAAUUUGCUGUAGAUCCUUCAAGAAACUCUAUUCCGAAGAGAAUGAUUUCCACCCAUAAUGAGUCUCCAUUUCUGAGCGGUAAUAACAACAACAAUGCCGCUACCAACACAAUUCCUAAUGCCAACACGCCCUCUUUUAAUACAAACAAACAACUACCACCUACUGUAACACCCUCCUCUACCAACACCGCGGCAGGGGCCAUGUCACCAUCUUCUUCUAUUGUAACAAGCGAUACUACGUCAUCCAUGACAAAAACUUUGGAUCCUGGUAACAGGAGCCCUCAAGUCCCAGAAGAACUAAUCAAUUCUUUGGAUUCUGAUCGUCCCAUUUCACAUAUUCAAACGAAUAACCAUAUGCCACCCGGUGUCCUGAAAAAUUUCAAAACGUUCGGUGUUCCAUUAGAGUCAUUGGUAGAGUUCGAACAAGAUACGGUUCCUGCGAUAGUGCGCCAGUGUAUUUACGUCAUCGAUAAAUUCGGUCUCGAUCAAGAAGGGAUCUAUAGAAAAUCAGCGAACGUACUGGAUGUCAGUAAGUUAAAAGAGGAGAUUGAUAAGGAUCCUUCUAAUGUUUCUAUGAUUUUACCGUCAAAGCCACAUUCUGACUCAGACAUUUAUUUGGUGGGGUCACUGUUAAAGACGUUUUUCGCAUCACUACCGGAUAACGUAUUACCAAAGGCGCUAGCUUCAGAGAUUAAAGUUUGCUUACAAAUUGAAGAUCCAACAACAAGGAGAAAUUUCAUGCAUGGUUUAAUAUAUAAUCUACCCGAUGCACAAUAUUGGACUUUAAGGGCUCUCGUGUUUCAUUUGAAAAGAGUGUUAGCACAUGAACCUGAAAACAGAAUGAAUUUGAAGGCUCUCUGUAUAAUCUGGGGUCCUACUAUUGCCCCAGAAAACCCGGAUGAUAUUAAUGACGUAAACUUUCAAAUCAUGGCGAUGGAAGUACUGUUAGAAGUUUCAGAUCAAGCUUUUGAACCUGAAUGA